This is a messenger RNA of Paramecium sonneborni, 1389 nucleotides long. The record is from the annotation of a GenBank genome assembly. Lineage: Eukaryota; Ciliophora; Oligohymenophorea; Peniculida; Parameciidae.
AUGUUUUCAAAUACUUAUGAGCAAAGUGUAUGAUUUCAUAUGUAAAUAAGAUCAUUUUUUCCGAAAAAUUUCAAAUUUCAAGCUUCUUAGAUAAAAUGGUUGAUGAAAUCGAAGAGUAUAGAUGUGAGUGUAAAAUUUCAGAAUCUUGUAUUGUAUGUGAAACUAAAAGUAUUUGCUUUAUUUAUAAAUGAUUUAGAAUGGAUGUAGAUGCUUCAAUAAUUCAAUGGAAUUUUAAAUUAACAAUGUAAUUUAAAAUAGUGUUCUUUUAGAAUUGCCUGUUUUUCCUGAGGACAACUUUAAUAUACCUUUAUAUUUAUCAAAAGUAUAUGAAAUAAUACAUGCAGUGUUUACAUUUAAAUCAGCAACAAUAAAAAACUUAAAUAAUUAUGAAGAUGAAUUUUUCAAAAUAAAAAGUGAUAAUGAAUCUUUAAAAGUGAAAGCUAAACGAUUAUAAGAAGAGAUAGAAUAAAAGUAAAAUUCUAUUUAAUAUAUUUGAAUAGAAUAAAGCUUAUAGGUUAACUUGAAAAUCAAAUUACUUAAUUGAAUAAAUCAAAUAAAUUGACAAACGAUAAACUUAUUUAAGAGAAGGUAUUAAUUAAGAUAAAAAGAUAGGAAGAGUUAAAUUAAAAAGUCAUUAAGAUAUAAAAUAAAGUAUAAGUGAUGUAAAGUGAGUUCAAAAAAAAAGAAUUAGAAUUUUUGAAAAUGAAAGAUUAGGUUAGAAUAAUAUAAUAAAAAAUAGUUAAGAAGCAAGGAUAGAAUCAAUUAUGCAAAUAGAUAUGAUACUAUGCCAUUAAAAACUUAAACAUCAUAAUAAAAUGGUUUUGAUACAUGGAUUUCAACAAGAAAAGGUUUAAUUGAUGAAGUGUCUGCUUUAUAAGAUACACUAAGCACAUUUAUUUAAAUUUUGAAUCAAUUUUUUUAAUAGUUAAACAAUGGUUCUGAAUAAUGUAAUCCUGAUAUUGUACGAUUACCUUAAUAAAGUGGAAAAAGUAUAAUAUGGAUUAAAUAGUAACUUUUAAGAUUAAAUGGUUAAUUUAAUAUAGAUGAUUCUUUAAUAAAAGAGUUGCCUAAAUCUAAUUCUAGUUUUAUUGCAUCUGAACAAAAAUAAUAAUAAUAAAAUCGAUCUCAUAAUAAAACAAAUAGUAUUAGCAAUAGUGGUUAAAAGGAUACAUUUAAAAUUCUUAAUCGUAGUUAAACAUUGCAUUUGUAAUAACAAUAGGCUUUACCUGAUGAAACUUUAAGUAUUUUAUCUAGAAUAUCUAUUAAUGAUGUUUCUUUAGUAGAGUCUACAAAUAGUGCAAAAUUCGCAUAGAAACCCCCAUAAGAUAAAUAAUAAUUAAAAAAAUGGGAGUUUGUAUUCAAACAAUAAUGAUUUCAAUAAACAAAGCA